GAGCGGGAGGCUGUGACAGCAAGCGUGCUUAGUGUAGGUGGAUGGGAAUCGCGGCGCCACGUGCCGUUGAGAUGCGAGAGGCGCGGGUGCGCGCGAAAGCGCGUGUGGUAUAAUUACAUUUCAGAGUCUACGAACAACCAUGCGUGGCAUUGGAGUGGACACGAUCGGCUGGAAUAUUUUUUCCUUGCCAACACCUGGGGCGUGUCUGCCCGGUGGCUGCGGCAAUUCACGCAACGCUUAGCCUUCCAGCGCGCGUCUUUUGACAGCGAGGCCAAGGUUUACGGGGAGGCAGCUCGUCGAGCAGGGCUCGCAGAGGUGGUCCCGUUCAGAGCAGAUUUGAAGUUGCAGAGGGCCUGGAUCGCGCGGCGCGUUAUGGCCCGUAUGUUCGAGCACGGGAACGGCCCGGGGGAGCUGAAUUUGUUGAAGACGUCGCCGGACUUGAUAAAAACCAUUUGGUCAUGGUACCCAGAGCACAUGUUCAGCCGACGAGUGCAGGGGCUCACGGACAGCGGGCGCUCCAUCAACACGAUCGUCAUAGAUGGGAAUGCGAAACUGGCCCGCCGGAUCUGCGGGCGAGCUGUUGCCGAACUGAUGUACUCCCCCUCCUUGGAGAGGUACACUGCCACGCAGUGCUCUUGCAAACCGGGAUUCAAGCUGAAGCGUUGCAGCAAGCACUUGGCUCGCGCCCUGACUGAGGAUGACGGCCCGCCGCAAAGUGAAAUCUUUGUUUCGCACAAGCGCCGGCGCGUGCUGGAAACGGCCCCCAGGGCUGAACCGUGCGACGUGUGCCUCGUGGCGCGGGACCAGAAAGAUAUCCCAGGAGCGCCGAGGCGCUGGGCCGCCGCGCGCCAGGUCACCCAGGGCCAACUGCAAGAGUACUGGGGCAAUGCUGGACACCAGGCGUACAUCCCGGCGAUAUCACCCGACGCGGAUUUGCAGUCCGUGUCGUGCAGGACCCACAAUGAGGCGCAACUGGGCAGGGCCAGCCGCGGUUCGACCCCGAGCCAGUUCAGCAGAAAAUGCGGCUGGCUUUACGCCUGCACUCCAGAAGGCUACAUCGUGCAUCUGAAGGAGUACGUGGGCGCAGAGAGUCUGCCGCAGCGCUACUUCUUCUUGGCGGAGGUCGUGGAGAAGGCCCCAGCAGUCGACGUUGUCCGCCACGACGAUGCUUGCCAUUUGCGGCGGUACGCUUCGAAGCGCGAGGGCGACGGCGCCUUCGCGCGCAGGCUCGCGCACCCCAACAUCAAGUACAUCACCGACGGACUGCGCGACAGAAACCACGCGGACCCCUGGUGCCUAGCAAAUUGUUCACCUAAGGCAGACUGCAACAAGGAGCUCGUGAAGAACAUCAAUAGCCAGAUCUGCGAGCAGCUGUUCUCGUCUCUGGGGCGCCACAAAUAUUCUGUGCGCCGCAUGGGGCAGUUUACCCCGGCCUUCUUGCUAACGGAACUGGCCGAAGUGAAAAAUGAGGCCUGGCUGGCCGAGCAGGCGCGCGCGGCCCGCGCGGCCGCGAGUGCGGGGCAGCCGCGGAGCGAGUGCGCGGUCGGGGCAGCCGAGGGGAAUGACAAUUGCCCGAGCAGAACCCGCGCGAGCGCACUCCUAGGGGCCCACCACCUGGUCCUCGCAGACAGUUGGCUCGAGUGGGAACCCGACUUGGCCCCGACGCGCGGCGGGGGGGCGAUGCAGCAGUUCCGAGAUGAGACGCGCGCCGUGUGGGACAUCGUCGACAAGGAGUACGACCCCAGGGUCGCCUUGGGCCACAAGGCAUCGCAAGCGAUUCUCACUCUAGCCACCCGGGCGUCACAUCACGAGUUCCCGUUCGGAAUGGGAAUCCUCGCCCACCUGUGUGCUUGCACCAACGGCGACAACGUCGGGGCGUACGGGAGGGCGGGGUUUGCCCCUUCGGUGAAAGUGGAAUCGUCCAUGCUCACGAGUUUCACGGAGGCGGCGUUCUUCUUGCGAUGCGCCGGGGACUGGGACCAAGUGGCCCCGAGCGAGUCGCACGACUUGUCGGGGCGCGUGUACUACGGGACAUUGAUCAACCUAGACGAGGCGUACCGCUUCCUCAAGAUGGUCGGCCUCAUCCCCGCGCAGAACACAAAGGGCGGGCAGCGUGCGAAUGAUGGGCCCACCAGACUGACCUGGCAGGGCGAGGCCGGCCCCCUGCGCAUUCGCGUGCGCCGGAGCAGGCGGCGACGCCGGGGCAUGCCGGCCGACGCGGCAUCGGAGUUCAAUAAGUUGAUGCAAACAGGCCACACGGCAAUGACUACAAAGACAGCGGGUGCGUUCGGUCAAGGAAGCGCCCCAACGGUCUCGAUUGGCAUCAGUGGCAAUGGGCGCCCUUCCGUCGUUGUGCCGAUGCUGCGAGGCUCCCUCGGCGCUGACGCAGUGGCCACGUCGUGCCGCUUGCUGUUCGCGUCGGGUCGCCCUGUGGAGCCUCACUCGCCGCCCCCCGUGCAGCUCGAGGUCCCGCAGGGGUUCAAACGUUGGCAGUGGCCGAAGCUAUUGGAAUGCAUGGUAUCUCCGCUGGGCCUGCCGAGCGAGGCGACCAACCACGUGCUUGCUCGGGGCGCGUUCCGCCCGGCCCCCGCGCGCGAGACCCAGGCGACCCAGGAGGAGUCUGACGCAGAG
Molecule: messenger RNA, 2631 nt
Organism: Prorocentrum cordatum
Lineage: Eukaryota; Dinophyceae; Prorocentrales; Prorocentraceae
Source: the annotation of a GenBank genome assembly